AUGCUACCUGAACUUCAUCAAAUUCUUGAGUUUUCACGUCAUAUUCAGCAAAUUGGAGAUGACAUGCUGCGGCGAAUGAACAUGUUUGACUUCAUUUUCUUGUUCUCUUUUUUUCACCAUAAGUGCAUGCUCUUAGUGAGACGAAACUAUUUGUCUGAUUGGUUGGUAUUUUUAAGCAGCAACAGCACUGUUAUGUGUUCUCAUAUACGUCGAAAAGAUUUUGUUGACUUGAAUGUUGCAUCUGACUUCAACAGAAGUGUUCAUGAUAUUCACGAGAUUGCUAGGCAACGGGUAACGCACACAUUUCUAGAAAUUAGCGAAGUGCGGUAUUCAAAAAAUUCUGAAGAAGUGGAUUUCUAUUUGGCAUCGAGGAUGUGUAGCGCUUUUCUCAUCACCGCUCCUACGUCAACAUUUGGCUGGUGGCUAGCGUUCUUCAUUCCGAAUCAAAAUGCUGUUUUCUACAGUAACGACAACAGAAGUAUGGGGGACAAAGUCAUACGCAAGGAUUUAUUCUUGUACGAAUUUGUUUCUUGUUUUAGUGUCUUGUCUUAUUAA
Messenger RNA from Angiostrongylus costaricensis, 555 nucleotides. The record is from the annotation of a GenBank genome assembly. NCBI's taxonomy places the organism in Eukaryota, Metazoa, Nematoda, Chromadorea, Rhabditida, Metastrongylidae.